Molecule: messenger RNA, 1420 nt
Organism: Nanorana parkeri
Lineage: Eukaryota; Metazoa; Chordata; Amphibia; Anura; Dicroglossidae
Product: gastrula zinc finger protein XlCGF57.1-like
Exons: 1
Coding region: 1-1371 (456 amino acids)
Biological process (GO): regulation of transcription by RNA polymerase II
Molecular function (GO): RNA polymerase II cis-regulatory region sequence-specific DNA binding; DNA-binding transcription factor activity
Source: RefSeq, a predicted model, not a curated record
AUGGAUCCCUCUAAUCCUGAGGAAUCUUCUCAUCAAUCACAGACUGUUACCCCAGAAACCUAUCUGAGAUGUCAGAGUGCGGAGAGAUCAACAGAUCCAUCUAAUCCCGAGGAAUCUUCUUCAAACCAUGAAGGAGAUCACGCAGGAGAGAGUACAUUGCCUUGCACAGUGUGGGGGAAAUCAUUCACUGAAAACAAAGCACUUCUUAGACACCGGAGAGGUCACAAGGACAAGCGUCCUUUUUCAUGUGCAGACUGCGGGAAAUGUUUCACCAAGAAGAAAGUGCUCCUAAUGCACCAGAGAAUUCACACGGGUGAGAGACCUUUCUCAUGUUCUGAAUGCGGGAAAUACUUUUCACGCACGGCAGACCUUCGUAUACACGAGAGAAUUCACACAGGUGAGCGUCCUUAUUCGUGUACAGAGUGUGGGAAAUGUUUCAUUCAGAAAGGAAGCCUUCUUAUUCACAAGAGAAGUCACACAGGUGAACGUCCUUUUUCAUGUUCAGAAUGUGGUAAAGGUUUUACUGAGAAAACAAACCUUCUUAGACACACAAGAACACACACAGGUGAGCGCCCUUAUUCAUGUUUAGAGUGUGGAAAAUGCUUUGCGGCAAAAAAAGCACUUCAAGUACACCGUAAACAGCACACAGAUGAGAGUGCUUUCCAGUGUUCAGAAUGUGGCAAACAUUUCACUCAGAAAGAAAAACUUAUUUCACACCAGAGAAUUCACACAGGUGAUGGACCUUUUACAUGUUCAGAGUGUGGGAAAUGUUACACUGAAAAAGCAGUUCUUCUUAGACACCAGAGAAUUCACACAGGUGAGCAACCUUUUUCAUGUUCAGAGUGCGGGAAAAGUUUCAGUGAGAAAGUAAAUCUCCUUAGACACCAGAGAAUUCACACAGGUGAACAUCCUUUUGCAUGUUCAGAAUGUGGGAAAAGUUUUGCUGAACAAAGUGCACUUCUUAAACACCAGAGAACUCACACAGGCGAGCGUCCUUUCCCAUGUUCUGAGUGCGGGAAAAGUUUCACUGUGAAGCACCAUCUUCUUCAACAUCAGAGAAUGCACACCGGUGAGCGUCCUUUUUCAUGCCCAGAUUGCGGGAAAAGUUUCACUGAAACAGGAAGCCUAAGUACUCACCGGAAAAUCCACAUGGGCGAGCGUCUUUUUUCCUGUCCUGAGUGUGGCAAAUGCUGCACUCAGAAAGAAAACCUUCUUAGACACCAGAAAACUCACACCGGCGAGCGUCCUUUUUCAUGUUCAGAGUGUGGGAAAAGUUGUACAGAGAAAGCAAACCUUCUCAGACACCAGAGAAUUCACACAGGAGAACGUCCUUUUUUCUUGUCCAGAGUUCGGGAAAUGUUUCACUAUUAAAGGAGACCUUCAUAGACACCAGAAAGUUCACACACGCGAACAGCCUUUC